UACAAGAAAUUGUGUUAGAUUGGCAUUAUUGAUGUUCUUUUACAUUGUUCACUCAAUGAUUAAUAUUUUCCCAGCCAAGAGAGUUAAAGUUCGCGAAAAUAACAAGAAUGAAAAUAUAAAUAGAAAUAGUGAGACAGAAUUGGAUUUACUUAAAAAGUUUAAUUGA
Messenger RNA from Entrophospora sp. SA101, 166 nucleotides. Lineage: Eukaryota; Fungi; Glomeromycota; Glomeromycetes; Entrophosporales; Entrophosporaceae. The record is from the annotation of a GenBank genome assembly.